Molecule: messenger RNA, 3043 nt
Organism: Octopus bimaculoides (California two-spot octopus)
Lineage: Eukaryota; Metazoa; Mollusca; Cephalopoda; Octopoda; Octopodidae
Product: organic cation transporter protein
Biological process (GO): transmembrane transport
Cellular component (GO): membrane
Molecular function (GO): transmembrane transporter activity
Source: RefSeq, a predicted model, not a curated record
UAGAGGAAGUGUUGACUUAUGCAAUAGAUGACGGAGAACAAAAGGGAAAGGCAGCCAAAAACCCAAGGAAUGAAUUGAAAGAAGAAAAAAACGAUAGAUUAAACGAAAGACAUGAAGAAAGAGAAAAAAGAUGAAAAAGUUGCGAAGAAAUUUAUUAAAUAAACGUGAAAUAACAAUCUUUAUGUUAUUUAUUGUAUAUCAACUUAAUUAAUUGAAGAAAUUAUUCUCCACAAAAUUGACGUGCAAAAAUCUUGUGGAUAUACGAUAGAUUCGUCAACAUCUGAAAUUACGGAGGAAAUAUUACAGAAAUGUGGCGGAUAUGGUCUAUUUCAAAAGAUACUCACUAUUUUUGUUUUGAUAUUUGUAAUAUUUCACGCCACAUCAACUUUAACGAUGGUGUUUAUACGAGAGAAGGUUCCUUUUUCUUGUUAUCCUUCGAAUUUCAACGAAUCCAUGAUUCCACCAAAUAUCUCCUUGGAUGAAUUCCUAAAUGACGUAACUGUCAAAGAGGAGAAAUGCUCUGUGUAUAACCUUGACAUAGAAAAUGGAUUUUAUAUUCUUCCAAACAGCAAUUCCACAAAGGAACCGUGUAAUAACGGUCAAAAGUUUUACACUAAAGAUUUGUCAUCUAUUGUAUCUGAGUUUGAUUUGGUUUGUGAAAAAGAAUGGUUGAAAAACUUUGCAGUGUCUGUAAUGUUCGGAGGAUAUCUUAUUGGAAACUUAAUAUUUGGGAUAUCUUCAGACAAAUUUGGCCGAUUCAAGAUGCUCUGUGCUGCGGAUAUUCUUUUCAUAUGUAGCUGUUUUGCCAGAAUACACUCACCAAAUUAUGGCGUGUUCAUCAUUUUGUAUUUCCUUGAAGGAUUCGGAUAUGCAGGUUGUUAUAUAAACAUAUACACUAUCUUGCUAGAAUGUGUCUCUCAGAAUUACAGAAUGCAUUUGAAUUUUGCUGUUCAUGGAGCAUUCGCUCUCGGAGAAACACUUCUCGCUGGUGUAGCAUUUUUACUUCGUAAAUGGCAACACCUAUUGUAUGCUGUAACUAUUCCGCAUAUUCUGGUUCUCAUUGUAGCAGUGAAAUAUCUUCCUGAAUCUCCUAGAUGGCUUCUUAUUCAAGGGAAAUAUGCAGAAGCUGAAAAAUCCUUUAACAGGAUAGCAAGAACAAAUAAAAAACACAAUGAGAAUGUGGGAAAACUUAUAUGGAAACUUCAAAGAGAAACGGAACGGAAAUCCAAAUUUGAGGAUGAAGUUGAAGGAAAUACGAAUCUUGAAAAUACAACCCACACAGCAAUUGAUCUAUUAAAAACGCCUCGAAGAGCGAUGAUUACAACGAAUAUUUGGUUUAAUUGGUUGGUCAACAGUAUGCUUUACUACGGAGUUACACUAAAUUCUGUUGAUAUGUCUGGCAAUCGGUAUAUAAAUUUCUUCAUGAUGUCAGCAGUAGAAAUUCCAUCCAACAUUCUUGGAUGUAUAACCUUUAAAUGGUUUGGGCAUCGUAAGCCGCUUUGUUUCUUCAUGGUAUUUGGUGGAAUUAACUGUAUUGUUUCAAACUUUGUGCCAACAGGUAACUUUUGGUUUCCUCUGCUAUUAGCUGUUCUGGGGAAGUUCGGUACGACACUAUCCUUUGACGGAGUUUAUCUGACAUCAGCAGAACUGUUUCCAACGGCAGUACGCAACGGUGGCAUGGGAACUGCUUCAUCGUUUGCUCGGUUUGGUGGCAUCAUUUCACCACUGAUUCUUGGGCUCUCUGUAUAUGGUUCUUGGAUACCUCUCAGUGUCUAUGGGGUCUUCGGAAUUGUCGCUGGAUUGCUGAUCCUUUUGCUUCCCGAAAUGAAAGAUGUUUGUUUACUUCAAACACUGGAAGAUAUGGAUAACCUGUAGAUUUGGUUUAUCGUGGAAAAUCUCUUUCAAAUAGUUUAACGUAAACAAGAGCGCAGUGCUCUAGCAUUCAAUAUAAAACUUAUGUUGUUUUAAAUAUUUACUAAAUAUUUAUUACACUUAUAUUAUUUCCCUACAAUUUUUCAAGUUUGUCGAUGAUAAUCUCAUCUGAGUUGAGAAGAAUAAAAAGAAUGUAAGGAAAUAAGAACUCGGAUUUUAUCAGGAUAAUGUCAUGUAAUUCCGAAUUCUGAAAAUUUACCCCAAUCUAUGAAUUUAAUAAUCAGAUCGUCCACACUGCACAAAAAUGAAGAGUACUGAUUGGCUAAAAUUUUGUAUAUAUAUAUAUAUAACAUUGAGUGAGAUAUGGAGAUUUUUAGGAAUUCUGGUCGUCGACUUUUGGGAUAUUAUAACAAGAAGCCUGGUAUAAAAGUGUUUCAUGUUUAGCUUUGUUUUACAAAACUAAUCUGACAACAUUCAUGAAUACAAGUAUGGCAAAUUGUUGUCCAGCGAAUAUAAAUGUUUCAACGGUGACCUUGUAAUUAUUUUCCUUUUUCCAAGUUUCUUUCUGAACUAUGAUUUCAUAGACAUCUGGCUGAUAUUUUGAUUUAUCUUUCUUUACUCUUUGACCGCCUGUCUUCUUACCCUUCCUUUAUUUUCACCAAUAUCUGAACAGAUUUCAUCCCCUCCCCCAUACUUUAUUUCAUAAGUCAAUCAAUAUUACGAAGUGCUUACAUUAUAACAGUCGCGUUCACGAUUUUGCACCAUUCCUUCUUUUUUCGUUCUUAAACCUUCAUCUCUCUUUUUAUACUUCCUUCAUUUUAACUUUAUUUCUUUGAAUUUUCUUUUCCUGUCUCCUAUAAUGAAUAAAUGCCAGUGUAGAAGGAAUUGGUUAUCAUUUCCAGCAUACACAAUCCCACUUUUCUUCGUAACUGAUUUGUUUCUUUUUCACUAUAUUUUUUUAUCUCACUAUAUUUCCCAGUUCUACCCUACUCUCUCCACCCGUCCCUCACUCGCCCUUCCUUUCAUGCCACAUACUCCGGCUGAUCCUUCCCGCUUCUUCUUAUUCUCCUUUUGGUCUCGACUUUUGGUCUGACUGAACGCGUGUAAUAUAUAUAUCUAUUCAAGUUGUAUUUGACGAAAGUCUUUUUUAUAAAUAACCGCUUCACAACUA